This is a messenger RNA of Equus caballus (horse), 1541 nucleotides long. RefSeq names its product MBL associated serine protease 2 (gene MASP2). Lineage: Eukaryota; Metazoa; Chordata; Mammalia; Perissodactyla; Equidae. Gene Ontology annotation, biological process: complement activation, lectin pathway; proteolysis. Gene Ontology annotation, cellular component: extracellular region. Gene Ontology annotation, molecular function: serine-type endopeptidase activity; calcium ion binding. The record is from RefSeq and is a predicted model, not a curated record.
CCCUGGCUGUCAUCCGGGUCCAGCUCCUGGUUCCUGGAGCAUCCUGCCCUCCCCGCCAGGAAGUCUGGGCCGCCAGGAGUCAUGGGGUCGAUUCCCAGAAUCCCAGGGUCCGGGAGGCCAGGGCAGGGCCAGGAGUUGGACAAACAGCUCAAAGGUGAGCCAGCGUGGGGCUCUGGACUAGGCCUGGCCAGCCGGACGGGGCACCAUGAGGCUGCUGAUCUUCCUGGGGCUGCUGUGGGGCUCAGCGGCCGGCGCCCCGGGCCUGCAGUGGCCCAAGCCCGUGUUCGGGCGCCUGGCAUCCCCCGGCUUCCCCGGGGAGUACGCCAACAACCAGGAGCGGCACUGGACGCUGACCGCACCCCCCGGCUACCGCCUGCGCCUCUACUUCACCCACUUCCACCUGGAGCUCUCCUACCUCUGCGAGUACGACUUUGUCAAGCUGAGCUCAGGAACCAAGGUGCUGGCCACACUGUGCGGCUGGGAGAGCACAGACACGGAGCUGGCGCCCGGCAACGACACCUUCUACUCGCCGGGCUCCAGCCUGGACGUCACCUUCCACUCCGACUACUCCAACGAGAAGCCGUUCACAGGCUUUGAGGCCUUCUACGCAGCAGAGGACAUCGACGAGUGCCAGGUGCCCCCAGGAGAGGCGCCCCCCUGCGACCACCACUGCCACAACCACCUGGGUGGCUUCUACUGCUCCUGCCGAGUGGGCUACGUGCUCCACCAGAACAAGCGCACCUGCUCAGCCCUCUGCUUGGGCCAGGUCUUCACCGACCGGUCUGGGGUGAUCAGCAGCCCUGAAUACCCACAGCCGUACCCCAAACUCUCCAGUUGCACCUACAGCAUCCACCUGGAGGAGGGGUUCAGUAUCAUCCUCAACUUCGUGGAGUCCUUCAACGUGGAGAUGCACCCCGAAAUCCAGUGCCCCUACGACUCCCUCAAGAUUCAGACAGACAAAGCGGAGUACGGCCCAUUUUGUGGGGACACAUUGCCUGGCAGGAUUGAAACGAAGAGCAACAUCGUGACCAUCACCUUUGUUACCGACCAGUCGGGGGACCACGCAGGCUGGAAGAUCCACUACAGCAGCACAGCUCGGCCUUGCCCUGAUCCGACGGCACCACCUAAUGGCCACAUCACACCUGUGCAAGCCACAUACAUCCUGAAAGACAGCUUCUCCGUCUUCUGCAAGACUGGCUACGAGCUUCUCCAAGGGGGUUAUUUGCCCCUGAAAUCAUUUGCUGCAGUCUGUCAGAAAGAUGGAUCUUGGGACCAACCGAUGCCGGAGUGCAGCGUUGUUGACUGUGGCCCUCCCGAUCAUCUCCCCAGUGGCCGCGUGGAGCACCUCACAGGUCCUGAAGCGACCACAUACAAAGCUGAGAUUCAAUACCACUGCAAUGAAACCUUCUACACAAUGACAACAAAUGAUGGUAAGCAUACUCUUCAAAGCUGGGGAUGCGGGAUAUCUGGGACCUAAGUCCUCAUGAUCUGAAAAUAAAACACUAACCCACAGUUUUGGCUAAGGCUAGACAAAAGAUUAA